Molecule: messenger RNA, 1167 nt
Organism: Scedosporium apiospermum
Lineage: Eukaryota; Fungi; Ascomycota; Sordariomycetes; Microascales; Microascaceae
Exons: 4
Coding region: 1-1167 (388 amino acids)
Molecular function (GO): oxidoreductase activity
Source: RefSeq, a predicted model, not a curated record
AUGACAUCUCGACCCGACAAGUCACCCGACACCCUCAACAAGGCACCUGUAUAUCGAUUGACCGAUCGGAAGGAUGGUCCUGCCAAAACACUUGACAGACUCCUUCGAGAGAAUCACGCAUCUCAUGCAGCUCUGGGAUCUUCCUACGUCAUGGGAGCUAGCAGUUCCAAAUUAGAGGAGAUAUAUGCGGCUGAUUCGCCAAACCUCACUUCUGUUGAUGGCGGCGUGCUGAGGAACGCCAUUUCACGCCAAAACUGGAGGAAGUACCUAGGCCAAAAGCAAUACACCGCCGCAUAUGUCGACUACUUUGACUCUGAAGUAGAGAAGAAUGGCGGAAAUUGGGGCAAGGUCGUCGAAGACUACAUUUACUCUGGGUCGGAGCCGCUAAUCAACGGCUUUUCUGUUGGUCAUCCGUUUAUCCACCUGGCCUAUGGCUACGAGUUUGAGAGCAAGGAAGUCAUCACCGAGGCAUUGAGCCUAGGUUGCACCGAGUAUGAUAAGACACAUAGGUAUCUAGACAUUCUGCCGCCUGAUAACUCAACUUACAAAACCACCAGCCUGGCAGAGGUUUUGGAAAGUCUCCGUAACGACCACCGCUUUGAGAGCUAUUCGCAGCAUCUAGGUUUUGCCAAUAUUUUCACGUUGCUCGACCAAUUUGAGGCGGAGGUUCUGGAGCACUGGAACGCCUUGGUGGUUGAAGACGCAACUAAGCAGCUUACAGAGUGGUUGCAGACGGCUGCCACACUUGCGGUCAGCGCGAUAAACGCAGAAGGUGGCUUGGAUUUCUACCUCGCUCAUGUUUUAACGGUCGGUCACGCUCUCCGCAUCUUACUCCCUCUAAUGCCGGGGCAGCACCGGAUUCCCGUCCUGAAGCAGUUUGGGCUGUACACGAUUUUGGUUUAUCUCGCGCAGUUACGGCCGGGUUUUGGCCCCGAUACAAUCAAAUCUUUCAAGACAGACCUAACCAGUUGGGAUGAUAUUUUCAAGCGCGCUUUGGAGAGCAAGUGGUCUAAUGACAUACACUGGCCGAAGGUGGUCCGAGCCUUGAAGGCCGUGGAGGAGUUGAGAGGAUCUCAAGACGGGUUCUAUCAGAAAGCGGCAGUCAAGUUUAUCGCCGAAUUCGAUGGCUGGACUGGCUUCGGAUUGGGAGCGGACGCCAUUCAUUAA